GGCUGGAUUGCUUGCUUGCUUUGAAAUUUGAACGGAUUGGUGAGAUCUGCACAUCCUCAUCGGGCUAAAUUUAGUUUGUCAGCGAUAAAAAUCUGGGAAAACUCGCUGUUGGUGCUACGAGUACUUGGCAUACAAGUGAAUGUAACCCUGGCCAGGACCGACAGCCAGGCCAAUAAAGUGUGUAAUAGUAAUGCUGCCACAUCUAUAAUCCAACAUGAAUGGGAUGAAUAGUCGUGAUGAAAGUGAGGACUGCAUAGGUCGGGAAGAUCCACGAGCUCAACUUCAUUUGACUUUGGAGAACUUUGACGGCGAAGGCAUCCCCGAGGAUUGUCCUUAUGUCCUGACGAGUCCCCGAUCCUUGGAAGCCUGCAAGAGACUCUGUGUCAAGCCCAUUGAGCUUCUACCGUGUUCCAUCGACGAGAUCAGGGAACAUUUGGAGGAAGAAGGAGAUCUUAGCUUUGAAUCUUUACUCAUUCUCAGAGAUGCUGAAGACGAACGACGCCAGACCUUGGAGCAUUGCCGACGGUUGCGCCAGGAGCUAAUCAAAGAGGAACAGGAUCUGUUCCGCUUGAACCAGAUUGAACUCUCCAAUUCUCUCGGCCUCUCACGACUUCGUUAUCCACAAUCUAUUACCGAAGAAGAAGACGAGGGAAACGAAGAACCAGACGAUAUUUCAGUCAAUGGUUCUCCGAAACGUUCCCAAUCCUUCCAAAGAAGUCGCCAAUGCACUGAUUAUGGCCGCUUGAGAUCGCCAACUUCAUCAUCUUUUAUGUCCUCGUCCUCAUCCUCGUCGUCUACGUCAUCUUCGUCAUCUUUGUCAUCUUCCACAUCAAUUGAGAGUUCAGAUGUUGUCAAAGAGGGCCUCGAUUCCUCUUCUCCCCAAUACAGCCACAAGGAUCUUCCGGAAGCUGAGCAAUUUGAUCUUGAUCACUCAUCUUAUGAGCCAAUUAAGUCUCCGUCUAUGUCAACGGAAUUAAAACAGAGGCGGAUUCGCUCGAGAUCAUCCACCUUCACGAAAGAUGAACAAGUUCCAAGUCAGGUGGAAAAUGGAACAUCGAGUUACGCAGAAGCCGUUCGAUUAGUCCUUCAACGACCUCCACGUCCUCUCUCAACCUCUAUAACGACUCACACUGUCAAGUCAUCAAAUAGAAUAACAAAUGAUGCCCCAAUCGCCAAGCCAGGUUUGCCAUUCACUGAAUCCAGAUUUUCAAGAUCCCACGUAAGAAGCGACGUGGUCCUCAGAACAGCCAAGCAGAGAAGACCUGGGAAAAGUUUGCCUGAAGCUAAGACCACUGUUCUUCCUUGGACCCCCCAAGUGAUCAAACUUGACUCAAGAACCCCAUCCUUAGCCCAUCAAAAAAAAGUGACGGGAAAAAGUUCCACACAUGAGCUUCAGGCCACGGAUGACUCAACGCCAAAAAACCUCGACAAAUUGCAUCAAGUAUCGCCUCGAACUCCCUCAAUUGACACCCAGAGAAGAUCUCCAACGAGGCCAACGAGGGUUCCAAAUUGGAAAGCACCAGGUGUCCCCAACGUCAGGCAAAGACGACGAGAGAAAUCAAGUCCGUCAUUGAGGCUUUCCCAAAAGUCAACUUUCCGAUCCCACUCAACUAGUCGGAGGAGCCUGAAAAUGGACCGCCCUAACACGGACCACGGAGAACCUCUUUUGAGCGUGAAAUUGAAGGAUCUGAGUGCCGCGGAAAUCCCGGAAGUGGAUCAAAAGAUUAUCUCCAUUUUGGCCAAAAAACAAUUAGCCGUGGCCGAGGCGAACGAGGCGGCCUAUCGUCAUAAUCGGAUGUGGCAGGUCGAGCAUGAGAAAUGGCUCCAAGACAAGAAGAUAAGAGAGGAAGCUCUCAAGAAAUCGAUUGAGGAGAAACGCUCUCAAGAGGCGGCUUUGAAUGACCAACGCCUCGAAUCAGCCCGUCAACGUCUCUCCGAGUCCCAAGAGCUCUUACGAAGAUUGAUCGAGCAAAAGGACCAGAGAGCUAGGGACAUUAGACUCGAGAAAGGGCCAAAUGGACAAGACAUGCAUGUGAAUGGACGAUCCGUGGAUGAAUCUCGACGAAUUGCAGUGGAUAAGGCCCUGGAGGAGCUUUUGAAGCGAGAUUCUCAUUACCGAAAAGAGUUGGCUUCUCAUCUAGAAACAAAACUGGAUGCCGCUGACCUCAGGAGAAGGAGCAGAAAAGAUCAAGCAAAAAAGCAACUCCAAGAAUCGCUCGUCAAGGAACAAGAGCGGCACGAUCAAAAAAUGGUCCUGAUCCAAAGGCAAAAACGAGAGGAAGUCAAGCGAUAUCGAGAGGACAUUCAAUCCAAGAUGGGUCGUUUUACCAUGUGGCAAGAGUCGCCACAGAACUUGAAGAAGAAGUAUGUGAAACAUUUGAGGCAAGAUCGCGAGCACAAGGGCGAAAAAGUUCGCCAAUUAAGAUCCGAGCUUGAGGGCAAAAUGUCCGAUUGGCGAAGACAGGUUCUGGCCGUCCAAAGUGAAUCCUUACAGAGAGCGGAAGAAAAAGCGCUGAAACAGCUGUCUCAUCGGAAGCACAGGGUGGCCUCUCGAAAUCGGAUCCGAGAAAGAAAACACUCCCAAAAGAGACAAGAGGUGGAAAACGAGGAGAGGGUGGUGGAAGUUGAGGGUCGGAGACAGAUCAUGGAAAAGCAAGCCAAAGUUGAGAGACUCCUGGAGGAACGCGAACGGGAGCUGAAAAGAAAUCGAGAGCGAGCUCUGAAGUUGGCCGAAAUCCGGGAUCAAAUCAAACAAAAGAUCAAUCCCAACUCUUUUGACCAAAUGGUUGCCAGGGUUCAAAUGGAGUUGCGGACAACUCAAGGGUCUCCCGCUAUCAACAACAGAUACGUUUAGACAAGAUUAAACACUCGUGUUAUUCUCUGAUAAGCCAAAUUCAAUCUGACAGGGAGUGAUCUGUCUGCCUCUUCGUCCCUACUUUUUCCAAAGACACACCCAUUUAGGAACGAUGGGAAGUUCUUGGCAUAAAAAUCCAAUUGCAGGUGAAUUGUCUACUAUGCAAAAUCUAUGAAGACGCCGUUUGUACCAUACACUGCCAUUUAUACUUUAUGUAAAGACUUCGUUUAAUAAUAAACCAGCAUGAAACGAUGA
Messenger RNA from Tigriopus californicus, 3109 nucleotides. Its product is annotated as coiled-coil domain-containing protein 177-like. Lineage: Eukaryota; Metazoa; Arthropoda; Copepoda; Harpacticoida; Harpacticidae. Bases 215 to 2854 code for a protein of 879 amino acids. The transcript has 10 exons. The record is from RefSeq and is a predicted model, not a curated record.